Diachasma alloeum is the source of this 3663-nucleotide messenger RNA. Its product is annotated as actin-binding protein IPP. Gene Ontology annotation, molecular function: protein binding. The transcript is spliced from 7 exons. NCBI's taxonomy places the organism in Eukaryota, Metazoa, Arthropoda, Insecta, Hymenoptera, Braconidae. The coding region runs from base 204 to 2120 and encodes 638 amino acids. The record is from RefSeq and is a predicted model, not a curated record.
UCCCUGGGUACAUCUGUGGGUUGAGAAAGUGCAGCUGAUAUAUGUCAAUUGACUGAAGUAAUGGAUAAUUGAUUUUUCAAAAGAGCAAAUUGAAUUUUUUAAACGGUUUUUUCAAGUUUAUGGGAUUGACUUGAGACUGCUGAGGUUAUAGUGAAGUUCAGGGGGUGAUUUUCGUUGAGGAUGAGCUCUGGGAAGUGGCAGUGAUGCGGCUGAAGGGGAAAAAUAACACAAAAUCCUUCCAGAGUGUCUACAAAGUGCUGUCACGUAUAUGUCGAGCUGUCGACAAAGGGCAAUUAGAUGGUUUCAUGGCUGAUGGUGGGACCCAGCCACUGAAAAGUGGCCACAACUCCCAAGCAAUGGGUUUCGCCUCUCAACCAGUUCGCCAGAGCACAGAAGUCACCAGUACAGUUUACGCUGUUGGUCAAUACGCCCCCAAAGUCCUGAGGAAUUUAAAUGCCCAGAGAUUGAAGAAUCAGUUCAGCGAUGUUGGCCUCAUGGCUGGGGACAAGAUAAUCAGGGCACACAGGUCUGUCCUGGCAGCUGGGAGUGCCUACUUCAACGCAAUGUUCACUGGGGGACUGGUGGAGGAGCAGCAGGAGCUCGUGGAAAUUCACUCGAUCUCUCCAAGUAUUCUAUCGAUUCUCGUGGAUUUUAUCUACACGGGGAACGUCGAUAUUACUCAGGACAAUGUGCAGGAGCUUUUUGCUGCUGCUGACAUGCUGGAACUCGAUGAGGUUGUUGCUGGGUGCAUUGAGUAUCUCAGGCAGCAGCUGCAUUAUUCAAAUGCUUUGGGAAUUUAUAGAUUCGCUGAAGCUCAUAAUCGUUUGGAGUUGAUGGAGACUGCCCUACGUUUCAUUGAAGUCAAUUUUCCUCAAGUAUCGCAGGAGGAAGAAUUCCUUGAUCUGCCAAAGGAAUAUCUUAUUCAUUUUCUCAGGAGUGAAUAUAUACACAUCGACACUGAAUUUCAGGUCUUCCAAGCAGCCUACAACUGGAUAACCCACGACGUUCCCACUCGUCGCUGCUACGUAUUCGAAAUUCUCAGUCACAUAAGGCUCCGAUUGUGUUCACUGAGUCGUUUAGAGUCCAUCAUUCUCGAUUGCAAGGACGCCAGUCUCAUCGUAGCCCUCAGAUCAAUUCAGAAGGAUUUAAUAUCGAACAAGGGAUGCUUGGUGCCCCUCAGGGCACAGCCACGAAUCUGUGCCAAGAAAAAUAUUCUCGUCAUCGGUGGAUCCAAGAGGGAACACACUGCUGACAGCUGGGCACGAGAUGCUGAGUCUACUUAUGAAACUAUUGAAAAAUAUGAUACUUUUACUGGACAAUGGAGUGAAGUGGCGCCAAUAACAAUCGGCCGAAUCCUCCCAGGUGUUGCCCUGCUCGACGGAAAGGUGUACGUCGUGGGUGGUGAACUAGAAUCAUGUAUAAUAGCCAAUGGCGAGUGUUAUGACCCCAGGGACAACGUUUGGACAUCGAUUGCCUGCAUGGUGGAGCCCAGAUGUGAAUUCGGCCUGUGUGCCCUGGACAAUCGCCUGUAUGCAUUCGGUGGAUGGGUAGGAGAGGACAUUGGAGGCUCCAUUGAAACGUACGAUCCAAUAAAUAAUAGUUGGACGCUGCAUGGGGAACUCCCCGAGCCUAGAUUCAGCAUGGGAGUCGUUGCUUAUGAAGGAUUGAUUUACGUCGUUGGAGGAUGCACCCACGACAGUAGGCACAGACAAGACGUCAUGAGCUACAAUCCAGUGACUGGAGAGUGGAACCACCUUGCGUCGAUGUUGACCCCACGUUCACAGAUGGGGAUUACUAUUUUAGAUGGUUAUAUUUACGUUGUUGGAGGGAUGAAUAAGAAUCAAGAGGUUCUGACGUCCGUCGAACGAUAUUCCUUCGAAAAGAAUAAAUGGACAGCAGUCGCUCCAAUGAACAUGGGACGCUCCUAUCCUGCAGUGGCAGCUGCUGAUGGCCGUCUGUACGUAAUCGGUGGUGAUCAAUCACGUGAAAUUAAUUUCUAUCGUACACAAAUCACAAUAUCAACUGUCGAGUGUUACGAUCCAAGUACAAACACGUGGAGUGAGUGUGCAUCAUUACCAACGAGUCGUGGUGAGGCUGCUGCUAUAAUAGCACCAUUCUGAUCUUUCAGAUCAAUAUUUUUAUCAUUUUUUGGUAAUUUGAAUCCAAAAUAUGGUUAAGAUUUAAUCAAAAAAUGACGAAAAUCGAUGGAAUUUAUUGAGUGUGUAGAUUAACUAAACACUUUACGAUAAAUUGUGAUACUCGAACAUAUUAUUUUCUUCUUUUUUUAAAAUGAAUUUAAUGUCUUGUUGUAUUUAUUAUAUUCUAUUCGAUGCUUGAAGUAGUGUUUAAUGAGUUUAAUCAGUUAUUGAGUGGUGAAAGACAGGAGAUUAUUUGUAAAUAUUUAGGGAAGUGGUGGAUGUGCAGAAAUAUCUCAGAAUACUUCUUUUGCGGAGCAGAAAAUUUCCAACAUAGAAUGUUUCUGAUGCUUUCGACGUGUUCAUCCAAUUAUCUGGAUAAUUACUGUAAUUAUCAAAAAAUGUCAGAAAACCUUUUUUGUUGGAAAUUUCACGCUUCACAAAAAAGGAUUAAUGACUUUUUUGGAUUAAUCCACUUGUUUUUGAGACAUCUGCAGGAGAAGAUGAAUAGAACUUUUCAAUUUAUCUCCUGUUAUCAUUUCGCCACUGAAAUAUAAUUAUUUGCCUGCUCCAUGGCCUCUGAAUUUAUAAUUGGGAACUUAUCAGUACGUGAGGCUUUUGUUAUCAGUGACAGUGAAUUUUUAAGACGUAGAAACAAAUUAAAAAAGCGGUUUUAGGAAUUCAAUUUUUCUUCUUGGGGAAAAAAAAUCUUGAAUUUUGUUGUUUGCGAGAAUUUAAUCUUAAACUUUGAUUUUAUCAAGACUUCUUGAAAGGAUCGUUGCAAUAACAUUGACAAAACCGUAAUUUCCGGGGGGAGAGGAAUUUUUUAAUUGCAUUCACCGAUGACAUCAACUGAUUAUCGAUUUUCUUUGAUUACAAUCGUCUCCACGAUAAUUUCAAGAAAAUAAAAAUUGCGAGUGUCACAAUGAAAUGCAGAAAAUGGACUCUAAAACUUGAAAGACCACGAAAUAAAAAUUUUUAUAUCUCUCUUUGCGAUAAUCUUCUUUUCCUGGUUUCUGUGACUCAUGGGGAAUGACUCAUCAAUUGUCAAUACUCGACUGCAAUUUCAUUCGUGAUUUGUGCAAAUGGAUAAACCGGUAGAUUUCAGUUAUUCUGAAAGUGAUUUUCAAUGUUUCAUCAUUCGAUGUUAUUCCCUGUGCCAUCACCUCUGAGUAAUCAAAUGAGGAAUAAAUUGAUGGCUGUGUCUAGGAUAUAAUGCUUAAUCGCUUCUAAUGAUUGUCUUUGGCAUGAUAUUGCCAUGAGACUGUGGAGUUAGUUCUUUGGACCAAAAAUCUUUGAAUUACAAAUUGACUCAUUCUCUUCAAUUUAUAAAUCCAUCAAUUUAUUUUUGAACGAGAAAAAUUAUGGGUUUCAGUUUAUAAUCGCGACCUUUAAUUAAUUAAUUUGAGAAUUGUGGCUGGGGGACGGCUCAUGAAUUUAAAGCUCGUUCAUUCAGCUCAUAUACAUUAAGGUGUUUCGUGUGAAAAGUCAAAAUAAUGAAAACAAAUUAGAAAAUUCAUAGGAGAAA